This is a messenger RNA of Fusarium tjaetaba, 2466 nucleotides long. RefSeq names its product TOB3 (member of AAA-ATPase family). Gene Ontology annotation, molecular function: ATP binding; ATP hydrolysis activity. Lineage: Eukaryota; Fungi; Ascomycota; Sordariomycetes; Hypocreales; Nectriaceae. The record is from RefSeq and is a predicted model, not a curated record. The transcript has 2 exons. Bases 1 to 2466 code for a protein of 821 amino acids.
AUGGAUACUCCUGAGCCUCAUGAACUCAACGUCGUUGAGGGCGAUGACACCAGCUCCAUCGUGAGCUUCGAGGACAUCCACCCUAGGUCCAGGCCGAGAUAUAGACAUAGUCCGCCCAUGGUCUCUAUGCCCAGGGUGUGCCCAAAAACAGAAAUACUCAAGAUCGAUGGCAAAGUGCCAGACGUCCUUCAUGUGGUCAAGUAUCUUGGUUGGCAAAAUAAUGUCAUAGAAUGCCGUCAGAGCGACGCUGCUUUCAAGCAUGUUCCCCCGUAUGGAUUCAAUGGCGAUAUCAACCUCGUAGUUGAUGACGAGGCAACUGGAGAUGAGAAGCCCGUUAUCGAGAUCAUCACGAAGGUCUUACCCCGGAGCCGUUCCCCCAUCCCUAUCCACCGUCGGUCUCGAGGGCCUCGAGACCAGGAAGACAGGCCGAUUACUGAAGCAUUCGAGAACAUUGAUUAUCGCUACGACAAUCUCUACCCCGAUGAAGGUCAAGAUCCCGAAGUUCCUGGUCCAGAAAUUUCCCGUCCCUUCAUGAUCAUUCAUUCAGAUCACCUUAUCAAUGCCCUCAAGGCCGUAGUAGCCUACUAUCCUUACGUCAGCUUUGACGGCAAGCCUGUCAAGAUCAAUGCCCCUUACCGGGUCCUCUACCAUCAUAGACAGGAGCUCGCCCGUUACAAGGAUAACCAACCAUUGGCCCACGACACUGACUACGCCGCGACUACAUCAAAGCAUAUCGACGUUCUCCUCAAGUUCCUUGACGAUAACCUCGGCGAUGAGAUCCGUCGUGAGGAGCGUCGUCAUCAACUUGCUACCCCAAGGGCUACCUUUGAUCUUUUUUGGCUUCUGCUCAAGCCAGGUGAAGUCUUCUACGCAAAACGCUAUGAUAUCUGGGCCCCAUAUGUUAUCAGUAGCGUCACCAUUGGACAGGGAAACAACUCCUGUGAUGUGUAUAACAUUAAUUGCUGGAUGCUAGAGUCAAACGGCACAAAAGUCAAUCGCUUCAUGUUCAGCUACAACCUCUCUCCCUGGCUUGGUGAGCAAGCCAUCGGGAGCCUUUCCAUCAUCCCUGCAGCUUUUUGGCCGGAAGACCUCGAAGCCCAAGGUGGAAUGGCAAUGAAGGAAAAGAACAUUGCUCUAGGCAAGCUCUAUUGGGAGCUCUUGAAGCGGCCAACUUAUAUGGAUUACGAGGGACUUCUUGUGAAUUCUGGGCCCAGCAACAGACAAUGCCGUGGGCCAACCGGCUUCAUGUGCGGCCGUGUCAUAUGUGAUGCCCCCGGGUUUGAUACAUUUUAUAAUCAAGGACCCGAUAACAUGCGUGGAGGUCGCUACCAUCGCAUCCCGGUUUACAAUGAAACCGCGCCUCCCUCCAAGGACCAUCUUCCCAAGGAUCUCCCGCGAUGUGGCUGCGAUGCCUGUAUGGCAAACCGCCCAAGCUAUAGUACCGAAAGCCCGUAUCAUGGAUUCGAAGACCUUGAUCCUACCCAAGACUCUCCCCCAGAUAGUGACCUCUUCUAUCUUGUGUGCAGCAAGACUAUGCCAGGAUUCCUCCUUGGCGACCGACGAUGGGGUCACUUGAACAUCGCCAACCUGAAGCAGCUGAAGACGGACAAGGAAGCUUUCAAGUAUCUUGUUCUUGAUGAUGAGGUCAAGAUGACUGUUAAGGCCUUGAUUGGAAAGUUUGCUGCUGACUUGGGAGACGGGAAGCUAUCCCCCUGGGGCAAUGACUUUGUGAAGAACAAAGGAGAAGGCCGAAUCUUCUUGCUCCAUGGUGCACCUGGCGUUGGAAAGACGUGCACCGCUGAAUGCGUCGCCGAGCUCACCAAUCGGCCUCUUAUUUCACUUACCAGUGGCGAUCUCAGCGUCGACUCGUUCAAUGUUGAGGCCAACUUGAGCUACUUCCUUGAGCUUGGUCAACGCUAUGGUGCUCUUGUCCUACUUGACGAAGCGGAUAUAUACCUCGAGCGCCGCCGCUCUAAGGAUAUUACCCGGAACGGCCUUGUAUCUGUGUUUCUUCGGGCCCUCGAGUACUACCGCGGAGUUCUCUUCCUGACGACCAAUCGUGUUCAGUCAUUCGAUACUGCAUUCCUCAGCCGUAUUCAUGUCGCAUUGCAUUACAAGAGUCUCACUUACGAGGACUGUGAGCGCAUCUGGACACAUAACUUUGAUCGCUUGAGUCGGGAUUCAAACGGUUUGAUCCAUGUUUCUGGUGCGGCUCGCGACUUUGUGUGGAACAGUCAUGAUGUUCGUAGUCUGAAGUGGAAUGGGCGAGAGAUCCGCAAUGCCAUGCAAACAGCCCUCGCUCUGGCCGAGAAUGAAGCUCAAGAGGAGAAUUUGGAGCGGGUUACAAUCAGUGAGAAGCAUCUCAGGGCAGUUGUGAAGAUGAGUCGUGGAUUCCGCGACUACAUCAAAACUGCAGUCCCCCUUGAGGGAUUCGAGAACACUCUCAACGAUUCUGACGAGGAGUGA